This is a messenger RNA of Penicillium mononematosum, 414 nucleotides long. Its product is annotated as FAD-dependent pyridine nucleotide-disulfide oxidoreductase. The transcript has a single exon. The record is from RefSeq and is a predicted model, not a curated record. Lineage: Eukaryota; Fungi; Ascomycota; Eurotiomycetes; Eurotiales; Aspergillaceae. Bases 1 to 414 code for a protein of 137 amino acids.
AUGGCGAGUGUUCGAAAGCCCCAAUCGAAUCAUCUCUACCACGAACUACCCCCAGAAACUUCGGUCAAGGCUCCCCGGGGUCCUAGCACCCGAGACCGUGCCACAAUUUCUCCGGAUAUCAUUAAAUUACGCGCCGCAUUCAACCUACUGAAGCGAGCCAAUCAAUGCACCCAAGAGAAUGCUACAUCAAAUUCGACCGCGUGCACCAGCGUCAAUGCCGCUACUACCGCGCUCGCCGCUCACCAUGGCCGCGUCCUGCGGGAAAGAGACACCCGGGAGUUACAGCGCGUUGCCCAGCAGGGACGGACCCGAGGCCGGUCCGUACAGAAUAGUUUGGUCAAUGUGAACAAUCUGCAGGAUGAAGUCGAGGCUAUUCUGAACCGCAUGAAGGAUCACCUUCGGCGGUUCCGGUAG